Molecule: messenger RNA, 2830 nt
Organism: Hibiscus syriacus
Lineage: Eukaryota; Viridiplantae; Streptophyta; Magnoliopsida; Malvales; Malvaceae
Product: glutamate receptor 2.8-like
Cellular component (GO): plasma membrane
Molecular function (GO): glutamate-gated receptor activity
Source: RefSeq, a predicted model, not a curated record
UAAUUUCAAUUUAUUUAUUACUCUCUGUCUCUUCGUUAAUGUUUGGCUGCAAGGAGGAAUGGCGGCUCAGUCUCGAAACACCGCCACCGUCGUCCCUGUCAAUGUGGGCGUGGUUCUUGACAUGGACUCCUUGGUUGGGAAGUUAGGGAUGAGUUGCAUCGACAUGGCCCUCUCGGACUUUUACGCCACCCAUCCUCACUACAAAACCAGGCUCCUACUCCACACCAAGGACUCCAUGGAUGACCUUGUUGCCGCCGCUGCCGCCGCUUUGGAUUUGAUAAGGAAUGUACAAGUGCAAGCAAUCAUAGGGCCAAGAAGUUCAAUGCAGGCCAACUUUGUAAUCAGUCUGGGAAACAAAUCUCAGGUUCCCAUCAUCUCCUUUUCCGCAACAAGUCCUUCCCUCACUUCCCUUCAAACUCCAUACUUUUUCCGGGCUGCUCAAAGCGGCUCAUUUCAAGUGAAAGCCAUAAGUGCCAUUGUCAACUCUUUCGGGUGGCGAGAAGCAGUGCCCAUCUAUGUCGACAACCAGUUCGGGGAGACUCUCAUACCUUACUUGACAGCUGCUUUACAAGAGACCAACACCCGGGUCCCUUAUCUGAGUGUCAUUCCGGUGUCGGCUACCGAUGAUCAAAUCGCCGAAGAACUUUACAAGUUAAAGAACAUGCAAACGAGGGUGUUCAUUGUGCAUGCGACGAUGCCUCUUGGCCUUCGGAUUUUUGCCAAAGCAGAAGAGAUUGGAAUGAUGAGUGAAGGGUAUGUUUGGAUCAUGACUGAGUUGAUGACUACUUUGUGGAGUUCAAUUGAUUCCUCCUCUAUUAAUUCAUUCCAAGGGGUGUUAGGUGUUAAGUGUUUUGUUCCAAAAUCGAAACAACUUGAGAAAUUCACUCUACGAUGGAAAAGGAAGUUCCAGAGAGACAAUCCCGAUAUUACUAAUGCUGAAAUGAACAGUUUUGGAUUAUGGGCUUAUGCUGCAACUUUUGCACUUGCCAUGGCAGUCGAGAAAGCUGGCACUGCAAACCUGAGCUUCAACAAGCCAAACAUUUCCAGGACAGACCUUGAAACAUUGGGUGUCUCACAAAAUGGUCCUCGACUUAUCCAGGAAUUAUCAAAAAUUAGAUUCCGAGGCCUUUCAGGAGAUUUUCAUUUCGAUAACGGGCAAUUAGAAUCGUCUGUGUUUGAGAUAGUUAACAUAAAUGGAAAUGGCGAGAAGGUGGGGUUUUGGACACCCGAAAAUGGACUUGUAAGAAACACAGGUUCAAAGUAUUCUUCUAAGCCAAAUCUUGGUCCCAUUAUAUGGCCAGGGGAUAGUCAAUUGGCUCCUAAAGGUUGGGAGAUCCCAACAGAAGGGAAGAAAUUAAGAAUUGGGGUUCCAGCGAACAUUGUUUAUACUGAAUUUCUUCAAGUAAUCUGGGAUUCUAACUCUAAUACAGCAAAAUCAGUUCGAGGCUACUGCAUUGAUAUUUUUGAUGCUGUGAUGGCUAAAAUGCCUUAUCCUGUUGCUUACGAGUAUGUUCCAUUUGCAACGCCUGAAGGAAAAACUGCCGGUUCUUACAAUGAUUUGGUCGAUCAAGUGUACUAUGGGAAUUAUGACGCUGUGGUCGGAGAUGUAACGAUUGUGGCCAACAGGUCAUUGUAUGUGGAUUUCACGUUGCCGUACAUAGAAUCUGGUGUAUCGAUGCUAGUGCCAAUCAGAGAUAACAAGAAGAAGAAUGCGUGGGUUUUCUUACACCCUUUGACACCGGCUCUCUGGGUAACCAGCGCUUGCUUCUUUGUGUUGGUCGGGUUUGUGGUUUGGGUUCUCGAGCAUAGAAUCAACGAAGAUUUCCGUGGACCACCGGCUCAUCAAGUCGGCACCAGCUUCUGGUUCUCCUUCUCGACCAUGGUGUUUGCUCAUCGGGAGAAAGUGGUGAGCAAUUUGGCUAGGUUUGUGGUGAUCAUAUGGUGCUUCGUGGUUCUCAUUCUCACCCAAAGUUACACUGCUAGCUUGACGUCGCUCUUAACAGUGGAGCAACUCCAACCAACUGUAACUGAUGUAAAUGAGCUGUUGAAGAGAAGGGAGAGUGUUGGUCUUCUAAAUGGCUCGUUUUUCGAGGGGAUCUUGUUGGGGUUGAAGUUCGAUAAAUCAAUGAUCAAGUAUUAUGGAUCUCCUAAAGAACUGAAUGAACUUUUUGUCAAGGGUAGUGCCAAUGGCGGAAUUUCAGCUGCUUUCGAAGAAAUCCCUUAUAUUCCGCUAUUUCUUUCCAAAUAUUGCGGCAAAUAUACUACUGUCAAACCCACAUUUAGAACCAAUGGAUUUGGCUUCGUUUUCCCGAAAGGAUCUUCUCUCGUGUCAGAUGUUUCAAGUGCAGUCUUGAAUGUUACUCAAGGUGAUGAUAUGGAACGAAUUCAAAACAAAUGGUUCAAGAGCGAUGCAACUUGUCCUAAUGUCGACCCCAUUGUUUCAUCAAACAGUCUUGGUCUCGAGAGCUUUUGGGGCCUUUUCCUCAUUGCUGGUGUCGCAUCGAUAUUGGCGCUCGUCGUUUUCGCAGCAAUGUUCUUGUAUGAACAGAGGCAUGUCUUGUUUCAUUUCCAUCCCAAGACUCCAAUGUGGCGAAAAGUUCGAAUCAUGUCGAGAAUCUUUGAUCAGAAAGACCUGAGCUCCCAUACUUUCAAAACAAACGAACCCGAAGAUGCAAGCAGCCAUUGCAGUGUCCAUAGUGUAGGUGUUGAUGAAAGAUCAUCAAACUCUGGUUGCCCCACAAGUCCAUCAAGCUUGUCGAACCGAACAUAUUCUUCGGACCUGGUUUUCAUUGUAGAACAAGGAUCAAGUACAAAUUCUUCCGAUCCAUAA